Momordica charantia (bitter melon) is the source of this 2088-nucleotide messenger RNA. RefSeq names its product asparagine--tRNA ligase, cytoplasmic 1. Gene Ontology annotation, molecular function: ATP binding; asparagine-tRNA ligase activity. The record is from RefSeq and is a predicted model, not a curated record. Gene Ontology annotation, cellular component: mitochondrion. NCBI's taxonomy places the organism in Eukaryota, Viridiplantae, Streptophyta, Magnoliopsida, Cucurbitales, Cucurbitaceae. Gene Ontology annotation, biological process: asparaginyl-tRNA aminoacylation.
AGGGUUUAGAAUUCAACUGCAGGGGGACGAGAAGAUACACCGGAGGGACCAAUGGCAGAGAACUCCGCGCCACCCGCCGAUCAACUGGCCGCCGCCACUUUGAACGACGAUGCUCCGACUUACAAGGCUCUCAAAGCCGAAUUCUCCGACCGCGUUCCGAUCCGCUCAAUCGUUUCUCGGCCAGACGGCGGCGCAGGACUCGCCGGCCAGAAGGUUCGGGUCGGCGGCUGGGUUAAAACGGGAAGGAAGGCCGACAAGGACGCUUUUGCCUUUCUGGAGUUGAACGACGGCUCUUGCCCGCAGAAUCUCCAAGUGAUCAUCGAAGCGGCUGUGGCGGAUCUUGGACAGAUUGUCCCCACUGGAACCUGCGUUGUUGUCGACGGAGUUUUCAAGCUUCCUCCGCCGGGUAAGCAACAGAAAGUUGAGCUUCGUGCCGAGGCUGUGGUCCAUGUAGGUCCGGUUGAUCCUGCGCGGUAUCCUUUGCCCAAGACGAAGCUCACUCUCGAGUUUCUGAGAGAUGUCGUCCAUCUCCGCCCAAGAACCAACACGAUAUCUGCGGUUGCUAGAAUUCGAAAUGCACUUGCUUAUGCCACUCACACAUUCUUUAACAAGCAUGGGUUCCUUUAUAUUCACACGCCGAUUGUCACCACGAGCGAUUGUGAGGGUGCGGGCGAAAUGUUUCAAGUUACCACUCUGUUGAGCGAGGCUGAAAAGUUAGAAAAGGAGUUGAUUAAAAAUCCACCACCGUCAGAAGCAGAUGUAGAAGCAGCAAGGAAAAUUGUUAAGGAGAAAGGAGAAGAUGUUGCUAAGUUGAAGGCAGCGAAGGCCAGUAAGGAGGAAAUUGGUGCUUCUGUUUUGGAACUUAAGAAAGCAAAGGAGAACGUUGCAAGGUUAGAGGAGAGAUCGAAGCUUAAACCGGGCAUUCCGGAGAAAGAUGGAAAAGUCGACUAUGGACGAGAUUUCUUUGCUCGGCAAGCAUUUUUGACUGUUUCUGGCCAGCUGCAAGUUGAAACUUAUGCCUGCGCGCUUAGCAGUGUGUACACCUUUGGACCAACCUUCCGUGCCGAAAACUCUCACACCUCAAGGCAUCUGGCAGAAUUCUGGAUGGUUGAGCCUGAGAUUGCAUUUGCAGAUUUGCAGGACGAUAUGAAUUGUGCGGAAGCAUAUGUGAGAUUUCUGUGUCAGUGGUUACUUGACAACUGCCUGGAUGACAUGAAAUUUAUGGCUGACAAGUAUGACCGAACAUGUAUUGAUCGUCUCAAAAUGGUCUCUUCAACCCCUUUCGUUCGAAUUUCCUAUACUGAAGCUGUUGAAAUACUCGAGGAAGCGGUGAAGAAGGGUAAAGUGUUUGAGAACAAAGUGGAGUGGGGGAUUGAUUUAGCUUCUGAGCAUGAAAGAUACUUGACUGAGGUAGAAUUUAAAAAGCCUGUCAUUGUCUACAAUUAUCCGAAAGGAAUCAAAGCAUUCUAUAUGAGGCUCAAUGAUGAUUCAAAGACUGUAGCUGCAAUGGAUGUUCUUGUACCAAAGGUUGGGGAGUUGGUUGGUGGAAGCCAAAGGGAGGAGCGUUACGAGGUUAUUCGCGACAGGAUCAAGGAGAUGGAUCUGCCACUCGAACCAUAUGAAUGGUAUCUCGAUCUGAGACGAUAUGGGACAGUCAAGCAUAGUGGUUUUGGUCUCGGCUUCGAGCGGAUGCUUCUUUUUGCCACUGGAAUCGACAACAUUAGAGAUGUUAUCCCGUUCCCCAGAUAUCCAGGGCGAGCAGACCUAUGAUAUUAAUACAGAGAUAUGUGACAAACACAAGUUCUUAGGUUUCUCCACUCUCCUGACGAAACUAAACAACCUUUAAAUGAAGAGAUUUGAUUGUUUGUAUUAUAUUAUCUUUCUAAAUUGAUGGGUUUUUGUUGAUUCUCAAAAUUUUUGGACUAGUGGGUUUAUUUUUUAUAGCAGACUAUUGCAAUUGAAAUAACUUUGAUGGGUUUCUUGUCAUAGAUAUUGAUACUGACAGCUUUUAAUUUGUUUCUGAAGAUGAAGACUGAAUCAAUUUUCCAUUAUGGAAGAGGACAUACGAGGAAAAUUUUCUGGUAUUAA